UCGUCUAUGCGCCAACACAUUUUCGAGGUCUUGGUGGCCACUGUGACACGUGGAGUUAAUUAUGUAUAAUCGUUUCUGCUUCCGUCACCCAUCAGAAGCGAAGAAGAAGACGAGAUGCAGAGGGUCUUUGUUCGGUCCAAAACCCUAAUUUCGGUUACUUCCAAUUGCAUCUUCUUCCCUCCAACACUACCCUUUUACUUGCAAAAUCAACAAGCUUUCCACAGCAACAGCAACGGGAACACCCCUUUCGGAUCACCAACUCGAGUUCAGAAGCUGAUAGCUUCGCAAUCAGACCCUCUUUUGGCCAAGGAAAUCUUCGAUGUGGCCUCUCGCCAACCCAACUUCCGCCACACUUACUCAACCUAUCUCAUUCUCAUCCUCAAGUUGGGUCGCUCCAAACACUUCUCUCUCAUCGACCAUCUCCUCCGCUGCAUCAAAUCCGAUUCCCACCCCAUCACCCCCACCCUCUUCACUUACUUGAUCAGAGUCUACGCGGAAGCCGAUUUGCCCGACAAAGCCCUCAAAACCUUCUACAACAUUCUCCACUUCAAUUGCAAGCCUUUGCCCAAACACCUUAACCGCAUUCUCGAGAUCCUCGUUUCCCACCGUAAUUACAUUCGUCCCGCCUUCAUUCUCUUCAAGGAUGCUCACAGGUAUGGGGUGGAACCCAACACCAAGUCCUACAACAUUCUCAUGCGCGCGUUCUGUCUCAAUGGGGACAUUAGCAUUGCCUACUCACUGUUCAACAAAAUGUUCAAACGAGAUGUUGUGCCGGAUAUCGAGUCUUACCGGAUUUUGAUGCAGGCCUUGUGUCGGAAGAGUCAAGUGAAUGGUGCUGUUGAUCUUUUGGAGGAUAUGCUCAACAAAGGGUUUGUUCCGGAUUCUUUGACUUACACCACUUUGUUGAAUAGUUUGUGUAGGAAGAAGAAGCUCAGGGAGGCUUACAAGCUUCUCUGUAGGAUGAAGGUCAAAGGGUGCAAUCCUGAUAUUGUUCAUUAUAAUACUGUUAUACUAGGGUUCUGUAGAGAAGGGCGCGCUCACGAUGCUUGCAAGGUUAUUACUGACAUGCGGGCCAAUGGGUGCUUGCCUAAUCUUGUGUCCUAUCGUACUUUGGUGAGUGGCUUGUGUGACAUGGGAAUGCUUGAUGAGGCUAGUCAGUAUGUCGAGGAGAUGUUCUGCAAAGGUUUUUCUCCUCAUUUUUCUGUUGUUCACGCCUUGGUGAAGGGGUUUUGUAAUGUUGGUAGGAUUGAGGAUGCUUGUGGAGUUCUUACUAAGUCUCUUGAACAUGGGGAAGCUCCUCAUGUGGAUACUUGGAUGGUCUUAAUGCCUGUAAUAUGUGAAGUGGAUGAUGGUGGGAAAAUCAGUGGUGCUUUGGAGGAAGUUCUUAUGAUUGAAAUAAAAGGACAUACUAGAAUUGUCGAUGCUGGCAUUGGUUUGGAGAACUACUUGAUUAGGAAGAUACGAGCCAACUCCACCAGAGUAUUCUAAAACUUAUGUAGGACGUACAACUUCCAACCCAUGGGUUCAGAGACUUCUCCAUACUGUUGAGACAAAUGUGGCAUGGCUGCGACCACUAAUGACUGCUAACACUUAUGACACUUUGUUCAUAUGAGUAUUAACCUCAUUGUGUAAAAGGCUAAAAGUCAUUAUGAUGCAGAAAAGAUUUAGCUAGGCGGUCUUCAGUAUAACCCAGAUGCUAGAGCUUUGGUAAGUCACUUCAGUGUCAUGCCUCAGAAGGGACGAGUUCGCAAGCCUUACCCAAAUGGAAACGAUUCUAAAUUUAGAAAAGGUUUGUGGGAUUCUAGAUUUCUUGGGUGAGAACCCUUGAUCUAUAUGACCUGGAGUUAACUCCAGGAGAGGUUAGGGGUGUGUUGGGUCUGCGGGUUGGUUUUAAACUAGAAGCAGUAGCUGCUGUGAAGUUGUAUCAUCCGUUUAUAUGGCCUCUUCACAUUUUUUUUCAUUAAAUUUUCAUCGGAUAAGUAUUACACCUUCAUUCUUACUACAUUUGUUGUUUGGUUAGUUAACACACAAUUUGUUGUGAGUUGCAUUGUUAGCUUCAAAUAAAGAGUUAGCAAGAGUAUUCAAGUUUGC
Messenger RNA from Vigna umbellata (rice bean), 2091 nucleotides. Its product is annotated as oligomeric golgi complex subunit-like protein. The record is from RefSeq and is a predicted model, not a curated record. Gene Ontology annotation, biological process: RNA processing; mitochondrion organization. Lineage: Eukaryota; Viridiplantae; Streptophyta; Magnoliopsida; Fabales; Fabaceae. Gene Ontology annotation, cellular component: mitochondrion. Gene Ontology annotation, molecular function: mRNA binding; protein binding.